This is a messenger RNA of Suillus fuscotomentosus, 546 nucleotides long. RefSeq lists its product as uncharacterized. The coding region runs from base 1 to 546 and encodes 181 amino acids. The transcript has a single exon. The record is from RefSeq and is a predicted model, not a curated record. NCBI's taxonomy places the organism in Eukaryota, Fungi, Basidiomycota, Agaricomycetes, Boletales, Suillaceae.
AUGUACAUCUUGAGCGUAGAUGAACCCUCUGUCUCUCGUUUUUCCUCUAGUUUGGACACUUCACGGUCUUUACCACUUAGCACCACCACUAGUCACAUUCCCAUUGCUGGGUCGUUAUUUGUGGAUUGGUGUCAUCCCGGUUCCUUAGAUGACCACUGGGUUUUUGACUGUCAUCUGGACCACGACAACCCAGCACACUACACUCUGGGAGUUGGCGAUACCAUUGCCGUAUUUCGGCAUUCUUUUAUUUCUUGUGGAGACCAUGGUCCCAGCCUCCCUGCACCUGCCUUCACCGGGGUGUUGACACACAUUGUUGGAUGGGGUCCCUCUUGUGUGGAAUUUGGCGUAGAUGUUGCCAGCAUCAUCGACACCCCUCCCACCUCCAUCCAACUCCCUUUAUCCUUCUGUCGUCUUUCCCUGCUGCAACGGCUCUGGGGCUGGGUUUUUGCUUGGCCUAGGUGUCAUGUCUAUGCCCGACAUCCCCUUCAAGCUACACCUUCCAUCUCCAUGAGUGAGGAAAUCACCUGGGCUACUGUGGACGAUUAG